AUGGUCCACACAGCGCAUAGUAAACCUCCGAACUUCAACCUGGGUAUGCCCUUCGGCUGUCUCAUGGGAAAUGCUAUCGGGGCCAAUUACGGGGAAUCCUGGCGCAGAAUGCGCCAAAAUUUCGAUCCGGAGUUCGCCUUUCAUCCGGUCAUGCAGAGCAUGCCACGUUUCUCUCACGAAAUUCAUCAAUGGUUGGACAGAAUAAUAUUAACCCCGACUGUGGUCAUUCACGUCAAGCGGACGUUCCAGUUUCUAACCUUUCGAUUGCUAGCGAUACAUCUAUAUGGAGAGGCAUUUAGCGAACCGCUCUAUACACGCCUCUUAGAACUAAAUGUUCUCCAUGAAGCCAUCAUUCGUGAUAUGCUGGCCAGCAAGUACCCCGACUCAAAGUUGUGGAAUGUCCUUCCAACCGCUGCACGAAGGCGGCUGCAAACAUACAUUGCGCAGUGGCGCGUGUUUAAUCGGCAGAUUAUUCGGGAAGCUCGAGAGCAAAAUAUGUCUUGUCCAGUUGAGCGCAUCUUCCGCGGUGUGGACCAGACACAAGAUAUGCAAGAGCAUGAAUUUCUGCAAACCCUGGACGAGAUUUUGUUCACCAAUGUCGAUGUAAGUGCUGGAGUUCUGGGUACCCUCUUCUCGCAUCUAUCCAUCCGCCCAUCUCUGCAGACAUUGCGAGGCGAGAUCCAAAGAUGGAAGAGCCAGCUUGAUCUUGGCCUUGCCAAGUAUAUGACUAAAUCCGAUACGCUACUCAAUCGGACGGUGGUGGAAAGCAUGCGACACUCGCCAGCAUUCUGGUUCUCGCUACCCGAGUGUACGGCCACCCCGAAGGUCAUCGGAGGAUAUUCCAUUCCUGCACACACACCGGUGGUCAUCGAUGCCCGACGUCUCAAUCAGGAAUGUGUGACAUGGGGCCCAGACGGUGCCGACUUUCGACCAGAACGCUUCUCUGAGGUACCAAAGGACAAGUUGCGAUACGGUUUCAUGCGGUUCGGGACGGGAGCUGCGUCAGGGCGCUGUUUAGGGAAACAUUUUGCUGAUGUGGUGUUCAAGUUGACGACUAUGGUCCUCAUUGAGCAAUGCUCUCUAAGCUCUCUAGGCACCGACGGAACUGAGAAUAUUCAGGUCACACGUAUUGAAAAUAUUCAAAGCUAUUCCUAA
This is a messenger RNA of Penicillium macrosclerotiorum, 1155 nucleotides long. Its product is annotated as cytochrome P450. The coding region runs from base 1 to 1155 and encodes 384 amino acids. The transcript has 6 exons. Gene Ontology annotation, molecular function: oxidoreductase activity, acting on paired donors, with incorporation or reduction of molecular oxygen; monooxygenase activity; iron ion binding. NCBI's taxonomy places the organism in Eukaryota, Fungi, Ascomycota, Eurotiomycetes, Eurotiales, Aspergillaceae. The record is from RefSeq and is a predicted model, not a curated record.